GAGUGUGUUUGAGAUCUGAUCGUGGAGUCACAGUGAGUUCAAGAAGAGAAAACUACACGUGUAUGCGCCACAGCCUCUGAACAAAGACUGAAAUGGGGAAAAGUAAAACCACUAAGUUCAAGCGUCCGCAGUUCAACACGGUCGGUUUGCCGGUGAAUGCUGUGAAGGAAGUAGACGCCGAGGAAGAAGAGCACAACGAUGAUGAUGAUGGUGGUGGUCCAGCUGCGGAGUUGUUGGAGAAAUUGCAGAGUCCCAGUGCAGACGUGAGAGAGUUUGCAUGUGCCAGCAUUUCUCGGGUGGUGCAGCAGAGCCAAACCAUCCCAGGCUUCCUGCAGAGGGAUGCUGUGAGACGCCUCGGGCCCAUGCUUUUGGACAGCAGCCUGUCUGUGAGGGAGACCGCCACCGGAGCACUCAGAAAUCUGAGUGCAUGUGGAGGUCAGGAGGUGUGCGAAGACAUGGUGAAGCACGACGUCAUGACUCCUCUGACAGCCUUGCUUAGAGAGUGCUGUGCUGGCUUUGAGAGCGCUGCAGUACAGAUGAAUGACCAGAAGAAUGCAGUGGAGGAUGUGGCCAAUGAGGCUGUGAACCUGCUGUGGAAUCUAUGUGAAAGCAGCAACCAGGCGCUGACUGUGUUCAACAAAUCGGGUCUUCUCGAUAUGGUCGUCCAGUGUCUGGACAGUCACCCGCGCAACGUGGAACUGGCCAUAUCUGCUGCCCACUGUCUGCACACUGUGACCGAGGAUAACCCAGAGCUGCUGUGUAGCAUGAACACUGCUGUGCUCGGAGCCCUGGAGACUGUGCUGUUGUCAUCUCAGCCUGGCAUGGCGCACACUCUCCUCAGGACACUGGCUGCAGGCACACUGUGGAACGUGAAGGGAAGUCUUCCUGCUGCCCGCCAGGCGCAGACCCUCAGCGCCGUGGUAGCCACUUUGUCACAGUGCCUGGGUCUGGACGCUGGCACGCUGAUCCCUGAACUCCGACAAGCAGAGGAGGCGCGCCACAGAAACGCACCAGCUGCGGCAGACAUGGAGGACCAGGCGGCAGUCGAGCUGGUUGUUGAGGAGAUGGACGAAGAGGGCGAGGAAGCACCUAAACACAAGAAGAACGGGAAAGCCGCAAGAGUCGAUAACGAUUUCUCUGACCUCUUGCCUAGGGGCAAGGAGGAGCUGAGGGAGGCAAUGGCCUUGCUGACAGCCCAGCAAACGUCCUUAGAGAUCAUCGUCAACAUGUGCUGCUCUGACGACCCGUCUGACGACGAGUGGGAGGAGUCUUCGAGCAGCGAUGAAAGUGAAAUGGGUGCUGAUGGCCUUUGUGACGGAUUGUCCAAUCUGAUGUCUCCGCUGUGUUUGUCCGCUGAGGUUCACGGGGCCUUGAUCAAUCACAGCAUCCCAGAAAAGGUCCUCAAAAAGACUCAGUUUCCCAAACAGGAAGCCAUGGAUGUGUGCCACCAGAAUCCGUCCUGGAAAAGCCUGAUAAAAAAGAUGCAGCGGGUACAGUCCCGGGCACUGACAUGCCUCCACAGCAUCCUCUCCACCAUGGACGCUGAGUCUCUGGGAGGAGCAGCAGCCCUGCAGGAAGCAGCACAGCACUUGUCCACACUGGUUUUUGGCGCAGCAGAGCUACCCAAAGAUGAGGAGUUCCUAGAGGCUGUCAUCAGUGCCAUGCGAUCUCUUCUACAGAUGAUUGCCUCUAAAAAUAUCCCCCAGCACAUGACCCCCCAGCAGCUGAUGAGCCUGAGCGAAGCAGCCGCCCGCUGCGAGGUUGUCAGCGUGAGGGUCAAUGCCGUCGCCAUCUUGGGCAUCACUGGCAGCACGUUAGCCAAAGAGAAGGGUACUGCUGAAACCCUUCAGGUGAUUGGAAACGCUUUACUUCAAGUAGCUACAAAGGACGUGGACCUGGUUGUAAACGGAGAGGCCCUCGACGCCUUGUUUGACGUUUUCGCAGAUGGAGACGAGGCGGAGGCGGCAGCUAAAAACAUCCAGUUACUACCUGCACUGAAGGCACUUCAACCUGUCUUUAAGGCCAAGAUCCGUAAAGAAGGCAGAGGCAAGUACAGCCCUCAGCAGCUGUGCGUGUUAGACAACAUCAAAGUCAACUUGAGAAGAUUCAUCGGUUAUCUGGAGAAGGUGGUGAAGAAAUGAGAACUGUCAGCGAUCUGUUUGAACCUGUCUGCUUUGGAAAGAUGGAGAGAUAUAUAUCAGGGUCGUAAAAGAAUGAGACAGAAUAUGGUUAUGAAACCAUUAAGUAUUUAUUAUGUUGGUAGUAGGUCAUUUGUUAUUGCUUGAUUUCAAUGUUUCUAUUCUCUAAAUAAUGAUGAUUUACUUAGUGAUGUGAAUGUAUAUUUGCUGUGAAGAAAGACAGGGUGGAAUCUAUUAAUUUUUAGUUACUGCAUGUUGCAGUACAGUGUUUUUUUUUCUUCUCCUUCCUCUGUUCAUAUUCAUCAUUUAACACAAAAUGGUUGUCACACUUGAAUUUGUGUAUUUCCACGUUCCAGGUAUCAUUAAUAGAUCUGAUGUGAAGAGCUGAGACCUGAUUUUGAAACCAAUACCCCAAUUCUUGCCCUGUAUUUCAAUGGUUAUUUAAAAUUGUACAUUGCAGGCACGUACAGGAAGCAUUGUAGUCUCUACUACUUUAUGAAAAGAGAAGAUUUUGUAGUUAUGAAUAUUGUGUAAUCUAAUCACUGUUUUGUUAAGCAUAUUGGCUUUCCUAAGGAUGAAAAAAACAUGAUUUCAUUAAUUCACUAAGAUGAAAGGGUUUGGAAGCUCACUGCCAAGUUUGUUAAAAGACUAAAAUUGAUUAAAACAAAGGCUUUUUUUUGCCUUUAGAGAUGUACACAGACUCUCUACCUCUUCCUCUCUGUGCCUCCUUCACCUCCAAUCCGUUUUCAUUUGCACACUUUGUGAGGCACUACUGUGUGUGUAUGGAGUUGUAGCUGCUUUUCUGUGGUGCAUUUGUAAACUUUUCUGUCUACAAGUUGCCACAGCAGCCAACAAAUUGUACUGAAAGCAUUGCUGUCAGUAACAUUAAUUAAUUGCUUAAGAACAAACUACAAAUAGAUUAAUAGUGAUCUAUCAGCAAAAUUGCUGCUACAGCCAACAAACCUGCUCGACGACAGAGCAGGUUUGAAUAAUGGACCUGUAGGAUGGUAUCAUCUACUUUGCAUCUGAUUUAUAGUUUAUUAUAAUUUAAGAAGCUUAUGAAGUCACAAUUAUAAGUUUUCUUUAAUCUUCUUAAUAAAAAUGAAAAAGGGACUUGCAGUGAUAGUUCUUAUGUAGUGAGAGUCAGACAUGCUUGCAAGAUUUGAGUUUUGGUCAAGUUUUCAGGGGAAUAUUACUAAAUUGCAUAUCCUCAAAAAAAACAAUUUCAGAGAUACAUUUGAGGGAGAAUGUCAUGAGGCUAUGAAUAAAUGGCUUUUUUGAAAUAAAUC
Messenger RNA from Scomber japonicus (chub mackerel), 3427 nucleotides. It is a transcript of the gene heatr3, whose product is annotated as HEAT repeat containing 3. The transcript has 15 exons. NCBI's taxonomy places the organism in Eukaryota, Metazoa, Chordata, Actinopteri, Scombriformes, Scombridae. The record is from RefSeq and is a predicted model, not a curated record. Bases 93 to 2141 code for a protein of 682 amino acids. Gene Ontology annotation, biological process: protein import into nucleus; ribosomal large subunit biogenesis.